AAGGUCCUGUCCCUCUUCCGCAAGCUCUACCGCGCCGCCCGGUCGCUCCCGACGUCCAACCGCGUCGGGUUCGUCCGCGCGAAAGUCCGCGCGGAGUACGAGACCCACCGCGGCGAGUCCGACGCCGCGCGGAUCGCCGCGCUGCGCCUCUACGGCGAGACGCAGCUCGACAACGUCCUCGCGCAGGCGUCGCACCUGACGUCCGUC
Messenger RNA from Micromonas pusilla CCMP1545, 207 nucleotides. RefSeq lists its product as uncharacterized. The transcript has a single exon. Lineage: Eukaryota; Viridiplantae; Chlorophyta; Mamiellophyceae; Mamiellales; Mamiellaceae. The annotation marks the transcript as partial. The record is from RefSeq and is a predicted model, not a curated record.